CCGGCUCGAACCAUCAAAGAUCUCAGCGAUCAACCUCGGGCCAGAUGCAACAGUCGUCUUCAACACCUCAGCAAUUCAAUGCUUCAUUCUGGGUUGACCCAAUGACCGGCACUCAGUACUACGGAAACAAUCCGUACGCUCCACAGAACGUUGCCUAUGACCCGAACUUCUACAUGGCAGCCUCCCAACAAACAUCCAACCCACAGCAAAUGUUCAAUUCUCAACAGAUGCCCAACACUCAGCAGUAUGCCACGACCAACUUUGGUGGACAGAGCUUCCAGACACCGCUCAAUCCAGCUGAUGCAACACUGCACAACUGGGCUAUGACAACCACGCACGAGAACAGUCGUCUUGGCUCCAACAUGUCCAACAAUGGAUGGGGUUCGAAUGUGCAGUACUCCGGCCAACAGUACCCAGGACAGCAAGCUUUCGUGCCCCAGGCCUCUUUCCAGCAAGCUCCUGCUCAGCAGAUACAGUUCCAGCAAGCUCCUGCUCAGCAGAUACAGUUCCAGCAGAGCCCAACUCAACAAGCCACUGUUCAACAGACAUUCAUUCAGCAAUCGCCCGAGGCCGAACAGAAGCAGGAGAUCCAUGACGAUUACACCAUUUACGACAUGAAUGGAGAUGCGAGUGCGCAGCUAUUGGGCGAGCUCAACGGUGCCUCUCGCUCACCUACUCCCCAAGAACAUCAAUCGCUCGAGGUCGCCGACAACAAAGACGCAGAUAUGUCUGAGGACGUGAUCGGUUUUACGGCCGAUUCUGCGCCUUCAAUCAACGACUGGUCGGACGUUUUCGCAGGACAGCACGGCAACGAUUCUGCAGAUGAAAUUUUCAGGAGCUUCGAGGCCGAGAUGAUCAGCGCGGAGGCCGAGAGGAUUGCGCACAGACAGUUGGAAGAGGAAGUUGAUCAGGUCAUUGAGGACUUGAAGGAUGAAGAGAUGCAAGGCAUUGUCUCUGAAGACCAGACUGUCGUCGGUCACACUCCCGAAGAUACUGACAUCACUUCGAUCACCGAGCAUGAUCACGACGUUUAUGCUGAAGCUGACGAUUACGUAGAGGAUCCCCUAACCACCGAGCAAGUCGACACUCCUCCCACCUCGCCAGCCCAGAUGUCAGAGGAAAUCGCUGAGAACAAUGAAUCAGAGGAGGAAGUUGAUGAGGAUGAUAGAUCAGAAGAGGACGCCGAUGAGGACGACGACGUGGAGAACGUCUCCGAGCCAGAGACCACCGAAGUUGAGGUCCUCGACACCGAAGCCACCUCGGACCAAGAAGCACACAACUUCGGUGUCAAGAACCCCGUUCUCAUCAACUUUCAAGGCUAUACGCUCACGAUGGGUCCCCUGAAGACCAUCAAGACCAAGGCCAUGAACAAAGAAGACAAGGAGCUCCACCAAAAGGCCACCAAGCUCAUCCCCCACCACCUCCCUCCUUCGCGCUACUGGACCGCAAUCCUGCACCACUCAGUCGCUCCCAACAAGGCCAAAGUCGAAAAAGACUUCAUCUGGAUGAAAGGUUCCAGAUUCAACACCGUCGAAACAAUCUACAACAAAUACAAGGAAGUCACCACCGAAGACCGCCAUCAAAUCCUCUUCUGCAACGAGCCGGCUGAAUUCGACGAUGCGCUGGAGGAGUUGGAUAUUUUCGACGACAAGCUUGUUGUUUUCCGCGCUAGGGUGCUGCCUAAACAGGUCAUUGAGAUUGACUGA
This is a messenger RNA of Aureobasidium pullulans EXF-150, 1706 nucleotides long. RefSeq lists its product as uncharacterized. The record is from RefSeq and is a predicted model, not a curated record. The transcript has 3 exons. The coding region runs from base 45 to 1706 and encodes 553 amino acids. Lineage: Eukaryota; Fungi; Ascomycota; Dothideomycetes; Dothideales; Saccotheciaceae.